Molecule: messenger RNA, 1773 nt
Organism: Penicillium chermesinum
Lineage: Eukaryota; Fungi; Ascomycota; Eurotiomycetes; Eurotiales; Aspergillaceae
Product: KilA-N domain-containing protein
Exons: 4
Coding region: 1-1773 (590 amino acids)
Biological process (GO): positive regulation of transcription by RNA polymerase II
Cellular component (GO): nucleus
Molecular function (GO): sequence-specific DNA binding; DNA-binding transcription factor activity
Source: RefSeq, a predicted model, not a curated record
AUGAAUCAGACUCAGCCCUAUAUGGAUGUGCAUUCGCAUCUCUCGUCUGCUCAACCCUACGCUCCGCAAGCUGCUACGGCCGGCGCCAUGUCGCACUACCCGCCCUAUCAGCAGCCCCCAGUCUUGCAGCCCGCGUCCAGCUAUGCGCCCGCCUCUUAUCCGCAGUACGGUUACCCAAACGGCGUCACUUCGCCCCCUGCGGUGACCCCCCACCCUGUGAAUGCCCCCGGUUACGGAAACAGCACCGGUGCGCCCCAACAAGGCUUCACCUACGACACCACCGGCCAGAUGGCUCCCCCGGGCGCGAAACCACGCGUGACCGCUACGUUAUGGGAAGAUGAAGGCAGUCUUUGCUACCAGGUGGAGGCCAAAGGGGUCUGUGUCGCACGACGCGAGGAUAACCACAUGAUCAACGGUACCAAGCUCUUGAAUGUUGCGGGAAUGACUCGCGGCCGACGUGAUGGCAUCUUGAAGAGUGAGAAGCUGCGCCACGUUGUGAAGAUUGGCCCAAUGCAUUUGAAGGGUGUUUGGAUUCCUUUCGAGCGCGCAUUGGAGUUUGCGAACAAGGAGAAGAUUACAGAUCUAUUAUACCCGCUGUUCGUCCACAAUAUUGGAGGUCUGCUGUACCAUCCAGCCAACCAAAACCGGACCAACAUGGUGGUGCAAGAAUCGGCCAACCGGCGCCUUGAGGGUACCCCAGCCGGUCCUCACAGGACUCCAACUGCGCCUCAGCCCUCAACGCUGCCCCAUCACGCUAUGCACACCCCGAUGUCUUCGCAGAUGCCUCAGCCACCGAUGGGCCAGCGACCGGGGUUUCCCACACCCCCGGCAAGCGCGUCCAGCUUGAUGGGAGUGACUAACCAAGAGAGCUCGUAUGGGUGGAACCAGGGGAUGAACUCGGGAGUGCCGCACACUCAGCCGCUGUCGAUCGAUACAACUCUGAGCAACCAGCGAUCAAUGCCGACCACCCCAGCCACCACGCCUCCGGGCAACAACAUGCAGGGCAUGCCUCCUUACCAAGGCCAGUCCGGGUAUGAUUCAAAGUCCUACUACUCCGCGCCGCCGCCAGCACACUCUCAAUACGCCCCUCACACCCCCAUGACCCAGUCUGGCAUUUCUAGCUAUGGACAGUCGCUUCCGAACGUGAACUAUCUCAAGAAUGAAAUGGCGCCCCCGGCAGGUCGGGCUCCGGGCGCCUCUGAGGCGGAAAAUUCAGAGCUGAAAUCUGACCGCUACUCCCAGAGCAAUGGUCCCACUGAAUCAGUCUCGGAGCAGGAGCCCGAGUACCUGCAAGAUCAGGGCGCUGCCUACGGCGCCGGCCGUGGCUCGUACACCUACGCCACCAACCCAUCUGUUGGUUCCCUGACUGGCGAGCAUUCCCAGCUCACCCCGGAGAUGACUGGCUCACCCCAGCAGAACGGCUCCGGUCGUAUGACGCCGCGUUCUAGCAACCCUUCUUCCCACUGGCCUGGCUACAACACCCCUCCACGUCCUUCCGCCACGACUCUUUACAAUGCGGUUAGCGAUACUCGCGGGACUCCUGCCAAUGGUGUUUCUGACCCUUAUUCCAUGGCAUCCAUGACUGGCAACAUGGGAAGUGCAGGAACGAAACGCAUGCGUGAUGACGACGACGAUGUGAUUCGACCUGAAAGCGCGGGUGACUACGAGACCAAGCGUCGCAAGACAUUGACCGAUGCAACCAUCCCCAGCGGCAUUGGAGGUCCUCUCCUGCAGCCUAUGAAGCCUUCUGCUGUGAUGAGUAGACGCCGAUAA